Molecule: messenger RNA, 1812 nt
Organism: Alligator sinensis (Chinese alligator)
Lineage: Eukaryota; Metazoa; Chordata; Crocodylia; Alligatoridae
Gene: GFY
Product: golgi associated olfactory signaling regulator
Exons: 8
Source: RefSeq, a predicted model, not a curated record
CCCACCAGAGCUAGGAAAGAAGCCAGGAGUCCUAGUUCCCAGGCCCUGCCCCAAUCCACCAGACCUCUUCCCCCCCCACAUUUCAGACAGUGCAAUAACAGUGUGUGUAGGGCCCUUUCCCUUUAAAUAGCACCCCGGUGGGCAGGGGUCCACCCUCUCCCAGCUGCCCCUGAUGGGGCUGUAUCCAUUUAAGCUCUGCCCCAAGCCUAGCCUGUCUUCCUUAAGUUUCCCUGGUCCUGGUGCUGGGUCAGCCAUGGGGUGCUGGCUUGUGGGGCUUUUCUCCCUCUGCUUGGGGCUGGGGGUUGCCUCCCUGCCCCCCCUAGACUACCCCAUAGCCUUGUACUCCGGGGUCUCCUGUCUCUCCACCACCCUGAGGCUCCGCCCUGCCUUCUGCCUGUAUGAGCAGUGGCUUCGGGCUAGCGUGGACCCCAGUGAGGCCCCCCGGGCAUCAGCCACCAUUGAGGUACAGGUCCAGCCCACAGGGGAUAACGCCACCUACAAGGUGCCCGGCACGUUCCCCAUGCCGCUCUGCAGCCCCCUGCACCAGGAGCCCAUGGCCCCACAGGAGUUUGCCUACGAUAUGGGGCCCAGCCUGGAGUGUCUCAACGACACCUGUUUGCUGGGGGUGCUCCCUGGGCACAGCUACAGGGUCCGCUAUGUGCUAUACAACCACGCCAUGGCACAAGUUGCCAUCACAAACUGGUCCCAGCCCUUUGAGACCCGAGCGCCUGUGUUACCUCCCCAUACUUCUGGGCAGUGCCUGUGCCCUCCAGCUCCAGUGGCAGUGCCCCUCCUCUGCUGCCUCCCCAGGUGAACCCUUGGGGCUGCCAUGCUGCACCCCCCUCUCCAGGAGACACUGCAGCUCCCAGGGGUUGAGAUGGUGGUGCUGGUGGAGAGGGUGGAGCGGAAAGGCUGGCCAGGGGAGCCCUGGAGCACGGCAGGGGCCCGGGCCAUGGGCCUGUUUCUGGGAGCCUGUGGCCUCCUGCUCUGCCUCCUGGCUGGAGUCUACUGUGCCUACUGCCGAGCUGCAAGGAAGGAGCUCUUCACCCACCAUCGCCUGCAGGAUGCUACCUUUGAUGACCUGGCGCUACACCUGGAAGCCCCCAAGGACUCCUAUGACUGGUUCUACUAUGACACAGAGUAUGAGGUGCCCCCACCAGCACCCCGCCUGCCUGUGCAGGCCCAGCCCCAGGUGGCCCCUACCCUGCCACCUGCCUGCCCGGUUCUGCUGAAGCCCCCAAAAGAUGAGGCCUUGGGCCCCCCUGGCCAGGAGCAGCCCAAACUGAGGCCCCUGAAACUGGAGUGUCUCUCCCCAGCCAGCCUGCCUGCCUCAGGGGAACUACAUGUGAGAGCCCCACUUCCCCAAGCUUUUAACCCACUAAAACUCUCCUCCCCUUCCUGAGCUGUGGUUCAACCCAAGGAUCCUGGCUCCUAGCCCCCUUCCCACCUGCUACACCCCUCUCCCUUCCCCAAGCUGGAGUAGAACCUGGAGGCCCCAGCUGUGCACUAGCUGAAGGAAUUGUGAUGGAGAUGGGGUCUGUCUGGCGGGGGGGGUUCUGUGUGCCCUGGUGGGGGGUUGGAGGUUGGGGGUGGGGUGGGAUUGUAGAUGGUCAGUUCAAUAAACUGCCCUGCACCCCACAAAGCAUCCUGGCCUUUCUGGUAGGUCAUGUGUAACUCCCCACAGCUCACACAGCAUGUUCACAGGAGACCUGACCCACAGCUUUCCUGUGGGUACUUGAGGCCACAUGGUAGCAGGGGCGACCCUACAAAAACACAGCAGACGUCUGCUCUGGGUUAUGUGGGGUCCAUAAA